Molecule: messenger RNA, 1251 nt
Organism: Chaetomium strumarium
Lineage: Eukaryota; Fungi; Ascomycota; Sordariomycetes; Sordariales; Chaetomiaceae
Product: ribosomal L28 family-domain-containing protein
Exons: 1
Coding region: 295-1077 (260 amino acids)
Cellular component (GO): mitochondrial large ribosomal subunit
Molecular function (GO): structural constituent of ribosome
Source: RefSeq, a predicted model, not a curated record
AGAGCGCGCGACAGUCCCCGCGAAAGCAUGUGACCGACUCUUCUAGCAAUGGAUUUGACCGGCUACCAGCUGUCGGACCUUCCUGGCAGCUGGGAGCACCUCGUGGUUCCAAUUGCUCUGAAUUUUCGACCUUGCAACAACCACCUGCGCCGACAGCGUUAACAGCACCGGGUCGCGGUCUAACCUCGAGCGAUCACUCAACAGGAGGAGUCAAUUGACCCGCAAGACCUGCCAAUGCAACAGCCAUAGCAGAAGCCCACCGAAACGUCGCGGCUCAGCAAAAAUCCUCCUACCAUGCCGCCGACACUCCCCAUGCAGAGCUGCCUGCUCCGGGCAUCCGCCUCAGCAUCAGCAUCAGCAGCGCGCCCCUCCUCCUUAACAGCCCUGCGACGCAUUCUCUCAACGACAAGCUCAGCGACUCGAAGAACCCUGACAACAACAACCCCGAAAUCUUACAAACAACCCGCCAUCCCGGACUCCGACCUGCCCAUUCCGUCGGUGACGGCGCCGCACCCAGAAAUCCCGCCCUACCCCUACGGCCCACGCCCCUUCUACCACCAAUCCAACACAGGCCUCUACGGCGAAGCACGCAUCCGCUUCGGCAACAACGUGUCGGAAGAGAACGAGAUCAAGACGCGGCGCAAGUGGCGGCCCAACGUGCACCACAAGCGCCUCUGGUCGGCGUCGCUGGGCGUGUUCGUCAAGACGCGCGUGACGGCCCGCGUGCUGCGCACGAUCGACAAGGUCGGGGGGCUGGACGAGUACCUGCUCGGACGCAAGCCGCAGCGCGUCAAGGACCUGGGACCCUGGGGGUGGCGGCUGCGGUGGCGGAUCAUGCAGACCCCGUCGGUGCGGGAGCGUUUUGCCAGGGAGAGGGCCGCGCUUGGGCUACCGCCUAAGGAGGAGACCGAGUUGCGGGCGGAGGCGGAGGCUGAGUUGCCCGAUGGGAGUUCUGCGGGGGAUGCGUUGAUGGCGGAGACGGAUAGGAUGUUGCAGGAAGGGAGCGAGUUUAAGCUCGGGGCGGAGGCGGAGGAGGAGGGUGGGUUCAUGAGGGAGGAGAAGCCCAGGAAAGCAUGAGCUCCUAUGGGACGAGAGGGCUAUGUAGAUUCUGGGUGUCGUCGUAUCUACAAAGAGCUGUAUCAUAUUUGUACAUUCGGUUGCAACUCCCACGGCAAUCUCAUAGAUGGAAGUAUGGCUUAGGAAGAGCAUCGUUGCUUCUGCCACCCUCGCCACCGGAAUGUCAUGACCCUA